GGGAAAGAUAGGGACGUAUUAUCUAUGUAACAAAUUCUUCGCUGUGGACACAUUUUUAUAUCUACAUACUACGUUUUUCCUACACACAACGACAACGUGGGCCGCCCUUCGUUGUGUGUUACAGUCCCACCAACGUGUCGCGUGACGAUUAGGAAUAGGGGCGGCGACGUUAAAAGAACAUUCGUCCCUGUAAAGUUUACAUUGUUUUAAAGUUGGAUUACGUUACAGAAACGGUGUGAUAUUGACAGAAAAUAUCGACUUUUCAUUAUUAUUGGAUUGUGUGACAUGUGUCUAGAGUAGCAGUUUGGAGUUAAUUGUUGUAUGCGCAGUAGGGGUUUGUGUAAAUUACACAGAUAUACCACACUAUGUGGAACGUCGGCCGGCAUCUUGUCGACCUCGGAUUGAUUCUCGUCUUUCUGGGACUCGUACAACACAGUUCGGCUGCGGAACCUAUCCACGUGAGACUGCAGGGCGGUGAUGGAACAACAACAGGUCGUGUUGAAGUGUCUCGCAAUGGCACUGACUGGGGUACUGUUUGUGAUGACCUAUGGUCCGACCAAGAUGCACAGGUUGUGUGUCGACAGCUUGGACACCAGUGGGGAACAUCACAUUCCAACUCCCCGUUUGGAGAGGGCACAGGUGCCAUCUAUCUUGACAACGUACAGUGUACAGGAUCAGAGCGAUCACUAGCUGACUGUCAACACAAUGGCUGGGGUGUUAACAAUUGUCGACAUUAUGAAGAUGCUGGUGUCUCCUGUUACGACAAAUCAGUGAGGUUACAGUCACGAGGCCGAACUGAUGUUGGAACCGUUGAAGUACGCCUGGAUGAUGGCUGGGUACAGGUGUGUGACGAUGAGUGGGGUUAUUCGGAUGCCAAAGUUGUGUGUAGACAGCUUGGCUACAAAGAUGCCAUGUACCUCCGUGGCUCCAAGCUGGGAAAAAUGUCCACAGACUCAUUAGCAAACAAAGCUUUAACUCGCUUUAAAUGUCGCGGUUCAGAGAAAGAGUUACUCAACUGUACACAUGCUCCAAUCACGACAAAAUGCAACACCAUGAACAGAGCAGCGGCCAUUUGUUAUAAUAAAUCCAAAAGUGAUGUUGAUAUGUCUUUUAGUGUAGAUCUGUUGAAUGGAUCUAGACACUGGGGAGAGGUGAACGUCCGCAAGCAUGGUGUUUGGGGUCAAGUUUGUUCCACAGGGACAGAAUGGAAUGACCUUGCUGCAAGGGUUGUUUGUCGAGAGCGAGGAUUUGUGGAUGGGAAAGCUUAUGGGACUGUAAAUGAAACUCUCCGUCCUAUUUGGAUAACACAGCUGAACUGUAGUGGGAAAGAAUCCAGUCUGGAGUCUUGUGUGGGCGAGUCGGACUCCUGGGGUCGGCCGAUGCAUUCAUGUCGCGCAGCAUACGCCCUCUGUUUUAACAAAAGUGUGUCUGUCAGUUUGGCGGGAGGUGGAAGUUAUUUUGGACGUGUACAAAUUACAUAUGAUGGUGUUACGGGAACUGUGUGCGAUAAAUCAUGGUCAUCCAGUGAUGCCAGAGUGUUGUGUAAAUCUAUGAAAUUUGCGGAUGGAGAACCGAUAUCUGACUCCUACUACGGUAAAGGCACAGGUCCAAUCAUGAUGAGUGGAUUGGGAUGUUACGGACAGGAGAAGUCUAUACUUCAGUGUAGGAAUCACGGCUGGAAAGUAUACAACAACAGUGACUGUUCCGACCAUUCUCGUGAUGCCUCCGUCAUCUGUUAUAAAAAUGUGAGGUUGUCGCGGGGAGAUCAUUCCUACGGAGUUGUGAAGGUCAUGGAUCAGUUCUGGUCAGUAUUAUGUGGAGAGGGGUUCGACAACAAGGAUGCAAUGGUCAUCUGUACACAAUUAGGAUUUCUAAGUGGGCGAGCCCUUCCACCGGGCUCGUUUGGUACUUUUUACGGCCGCUAUACCUGGCCAAACCUGAACUGUACAGGAAAUGAAACAAAGAUAGAGGAUUGUGGAUAUGACCGGUUCCGAGGAUGUCAGAGGGAUAACUACCUAGGAUACGCUGCUGUAUCGUGUUAUAAUGGUUCUCUAAGUGUCUCUAGUGAGAUGCGGCUAGAGAACAGUUCUGGGAGCUCACCGUCACAAUCAGGUCGUGUUGGUAUCAAACAGUAUGGCAUCUGGGGACGUAUCUGUCCUACCUCCUGGGAUGACAAGGAUGCUGAUGUUGUCUGCCGUUCACUCAAGUUCAGGGGUGGUGUGGCAUUCCAAGAGACACCCUCAGGUAGUGGACCUUUCUUCAUGGGACAAGUCAACUGCAUAGGCAACGAAUCAUCUUUGUUCAACUGUUCCAUUGGCGGGGACGAAUGUGACUCUCAGUACUCCGGGGCCGCUGGUGUCCUGUGUUACAAGAACACGCCUCCUAAGUUACACUUGGUUGGGGGACUUGACAACUUCGGUCGGUUGGAGAUUGUGAUGGACGAUCAACGUGGGUCUAUCUGUGACAUUGGGUGGUCCCGUUAUGAUGCCACAGUGGCCUGCAAGCAACUAGGAUUCCGAGAUGGUGAAUACAGGAGAGGUUUAGCAGGACCACCAAUGCCAAAGUUCCUGACAUCUAUGAAUUGUUUUGGUGCGGAGAAGAGUAUAUUCAUGUGUAAGAAUCCAGGCUGGAAGAGAGGAAUAGAAUCACGAUGUAAUAAUCCAAACCACAAUGCUGGUGUCUUCUGUUACAAUAAUGUGAGAAUCAGUAACGGUGAGAGCCAGGACCAUGCUACAACUGGACGGGUUGAAAUGUACAACGAUGGUAAAUGGAUCACAGUGUGCGCGGACCAGUUUGGCAAGAGUGAUGCCAAGGUUGUGUGUAAAGAGCUUGGCUUUCCCUACAGCAAACCACUGAUGCCCGGUGCUUUUGGCUCCAAGUAUUAUCUAGACUCCAUCCUCCAGCUCAACUGUACAGGAGAUGAACAGACCAUUUCUAAGUGUCAGUUCACAGAAGGCACAUGUCCGAAGAGAUCCUAUAACUAUGCCAGUGUCCUGUGUUCUAAAAACCCUGUCGAAAAUAAUGAUGUUAAGAUUAUCCCAGCUGGUGACUUCCCUGCAACGGUUUUAGUAGAAAAGCAUGGUAUAAACGGCACCAUCUGUGCUGACGGUUGGACAGAGACGGACGCCAUGGUGGUUUGUCGACAGAUGGGUUAUCGGGGUGGGGCAAUGUUUGGAUCACGAUACUACAGCUCACGGACACCUAUAUGGAUGUCCAAUGUCAACUGUCUUGGCAAUGAAACCAACAUCAACCAAUGUCCCUACAAUGAGACUGCUGCUCAAAAAUCCUGUCGAUCCAACCGUCUGGCAGCUCGAGUGUUUUGUUACAGAAACUCUGGAUUUCAGCUACGUCUGGCAGGUUCUGAUAACCAGUACAGCGGGCGUGUAGAGAUGGCCUACAAUGGCGAAUGGGGUACAAUCUGUGACUCAUUCUGGAACAACGAUAAUGCCAAGGUAGUUUGUCGACAAUUUGGUUUUGUGGACGGUGUGGCUCUAUCAUCUGGGACAUUUCCCCCGGGGACGGGGCCGUCGUGGCUGUACUAUGUCCACUGUACUGGGGAUGAGAAGGCAGUCUGGGGGUGUGGCAGUACAGGGUGGAACGUCACACACACAUCGUGUCGAACUCACAGAUAUGAUGCCAGUGUCUACUGUACAGGAAAAGUGAGAUUGGAGCCAAACAUCACAUUUGGUGCUGUAGAGGUGUGGCAGGAUAACGAGUAUGUGUUGGUGUGCGCCGACGACUUCGACGAUGUUGAUGCCCAGGUUGCCUGUCGAAUGCUUGGCUAUCAAAACGGUAUCAGUAUCUGCUGUUCUGUGUUUGGGAACAUGAGCAAAUACAAGAUUGCCAUCAACAAUGUCCAGUGUAACGGGCAAGAGGCGUCCAUCAUGCAAUGUAAAUACAGCUAUCGUUUGGACGUGUGUCCCAGCGGCAAAUACGCUUCAGUUGCCUGCUCCAACACCGCGUCAAGUGGAGAAUAUGACCUGCGUCUGACUGAAGGAGUUAUGGGGGCAGUAGAGGUUCGCCAUCUGGAUGUUUGGGGAACAAUAUGCCCAGAAGGGUUUGACGACCGUGAUGCGAAGGUUUUGUGUCGGGAAAUGAACUAUCGGGAUGGAUUUUCCUACUACAGACAUGAGUUUAAUUCUGGACCCAGGAAGAGCCUUCCUUGGCUGUCCAAUCUGAAUUGCUCCAGUUCAGAGGGAUAUCUCGCUCGGUGUGGAAAUCUACGCUGGGGAGAUGUACGCAAUUGUUCCCUCAACACCAAAGCUGCUGUGUACUGUACCUCUGACUCAAAUGUACCUAUUCGCCUUGUGAACGGAUCUAACAGUUUAUCUGGCCGUGUAGAGAUUUCCAUCAAUGGAGAAUGGGGUUCUGUUUGCGGAGCUUCCUAUUGGGAUGACAAGGAUGCCUCCGUCCUCUGUCGCAUGUUGAACCACUCUAGUGGCCGAGCCCUUAACUACGGUCACUACGGCAGUGGCUCCGGGCCAAUCUGGAUCGGCCACAUGAGGUGUAAAGGAGAUGAAGACUCAAUAUUCCAUUGUCCUAUGAAUUUUAAUAGUCGUUAUACUCGGGGAGAAAAUUCAGAUCCUUUUUAUCGACGGUCGCUUGUCAGUCGAUCUCUAGUCAUCAGACAAUUUGGCUGUACAACACAUCAUACAGAUGCAGGCGUCCAGUGUUACGAUACAGUUCGACUUGUGGAUUCCAACGAUGUUUUCUACGGACGACUGGAACUCUACGCUAACAAAUCUUUCCGCAGUGUCUGUGAUGACGGCUUCACAGAUGUGUCGGCCACCAUUGUUUGCCGACAGUUGGGAUACAAAUUUGGUCGUAAGCAGUGCUGUUCAGCUCUAGGUCAAAUCGCCUCCUCAAACAUAACAAUCAGCAACGUCCGUUGUAUGGGUCAUGAGACUAAACUGGACAACUGUAACUACAAUAUAACAGAAUGUCCAUCCAAGAAUUAUGUGUCUAUAUACUGCUCGGCGAAGGCCAUACUCCCAGCAACAGCUAUGCAGAUUAGGAUUGAUGGUAAUAAAUACUAUGGUUCACUGGAAGCAAACUUAUACGGAUUCUGGGGGCCGAUUUGUCGUAAAGACUGGGACGACAAGGAUGCUAAUGUCACAUGUGCCCAACUUGGAUUUUCUGGGGGCAUGUCUUACCGCGGCACCACCAUCCUGAAGACCCCAGUGGCGGUAGGACGUUUUGACUGCGUGGGAAAUGAGAAAAGACUUGACCACUGCCAGUACAAGCUCCUUGGUGAUGAUUUAGGUUGCUCGUCUAAAAUUGUAUUCUACAGAGAAACUGCUGGUGUUUUAUGCUACAGUAACAAAGAGGGUGUGUCCUUCCGUAUCAAGGGUAAGAAAAACCGUGGCUCAGUGAUGGUGAAAUACAAUGGUGAGUGGGGGCGUGUCUGUGGGCGGGGCUGGAGUGACAACGAUGCUUCCGUCUUCUGUAAACAAAUGAAAUUUGUUGAUGGGAAGGUUGGAAAGAGCAAGACUGAGAAAGGAGAGGGGCAUGUAUGGAUGGAUUACGUGAGCUGUACUGGAAAUGAAAAGUCUUUGCUGGAGUGUAAAGUAAACUGGGACCCUGACUAUGCUUCAUGUUAUGAUGCCACAGUCCUGUGUACAGAUUCUGUGCGGUUGGAGAAAGGGGAUAUGAUCAGUCAUGGCAUUGUACAAGUCUACAUGGAUAAGAUAGACAAAUGGGGCGUUGUUUGUAAUCAUGAUUGGGACCGGCCAGCAAACCUUCGAGUGACUUGCCAACAAUUGGGAUUUGAGAAUGGACUGUCUAUCUGCUGUGGAGCCUAUGGCUACCUUUACUCACAGAGUCUGGCUGAGAGAAUCCAGUGUUAUGGAAAUGAAACAAAACUCCAGGAUUGUAAAUCCGACAAUCCAUACGGAUCCUGUUCAGUAGACUAUGCUGCUGUGGCCUGUUAUAAUGGGUCUUUAUCCUCCAAUUACAGUCUCGGUAUUCAAGGUUCUAGUAAAGCAAGGUCUAGUAAUUCAGGUUCAGUGGAGCUGAAGUUCCUCAACAUCAGUGGUCGUAUCUGUGCUGAUGACUGGGACGACAACGACGCCACUGUAGUCUGUAGAGAACUGGGAUACAGCAAAGGGAUUGCCUACCAACACAAGGUGCUGUUUGGGAAGGGAAAUCCCAUCUGGGCUUCCUCUGUUAACUGUAAUGGAUCGGAGUACUUCCUCAAAGACUGUGCUAACUUCACCCUCGGCCAGGUCAAACAGUGCAACUCAAGGAAAGAAGCAGGAAUUCUCUGCUACUCAAACCGAGGUGUUAAUUUCCGUAUCAAUGGUUCAAGGGCUGCAGGCCGUAUAGAGAUCUCUGUUGAUGGAGUAUGGGGGACGAUGUGCGACCGUUACUGGGACAAAGCGGAUGCCACAGCAUUCUGUCGCUAUUUUGGAUUUGCUGCUGGAUUUCCAUAUAAUACUGACAAGUAUCGUAUAACAACAGGGAGGGUGUACGAACCAGACAUGCACUGUAAUGGGAAUGAGAAAUCACCCCUCGAGUGUGCUCACGAAGGCUGGAAAGUAGCAGAAUCGGGCAGUUGUUGGUCACAUGACAAGGACGCAGUGGUGCACUGUUAUAAUACAGUAAAACUGGACUCCGGCGUUGGUACAGAUGUAAAGGAUGGCCCUGUUCUGUAUUACUACAACAAUACAUGGAACUUCAUCUGUGACAAGGAUUUCACUGAUGUCUCGGCCCGCAAGGUCUGCCAGGAGCUUGGAUUUGUAGAUGGACGUGCAGUCUGCUGUUCAGCCUACAUCACAGGAUAUCAAGAAGUCCUGGUCAACCACUCACUGACCUGUAAUGGAGACGAAAACUCCAUAGAGGACUGUCUGAAACCGUCGUCGUGUGGCCGCUAUGACACGUAUGCCUCUGUCAUUUGUCUGAACCAGACCGACUAUGACAACACAUCUAUCAGGAAUGGAGAUAUCAAAAUCAAAAUUGCUAAGACUGAAAAUGGAGCCGUUCAUCGAGGACAGAUUGCUGUUCAUCAGUACGGGAAAGAGGGUCGCAUUAUGGCCUCUCUCUGGGAUGAUAAAGAGGCUCGAGUUUUCUGUCGCUCAGCUGGCUUCAAAUAUGGAUUUGCUCACCCAUAUGCUAAAAGUCGUUUUGAAACAGUAUCACCUUUCUUCCUAAGUAGCUUUAACUGUACGGGCAAUGAAAAGUCCCUGUUAGAUUGCCCGUAUAAAAGUCGUCAUUCCAUGUCUAACGGGACGAAGGAGCAUAUGGCUGCAGUUGUCUGUUACAAUGAUAGUGGUAUAAAGUACCGAAUCACUGGACCAAAGCCAGGACAAGGCCGUGUAGAGAUGGCAUUCAAUGGCUUAUGGGGCACUGUGUGUGAUGCAUCAUGGGACAACCGCGAGGCUGCAGUAUUCUGCCGUGCAAUGAAUUUCUCAGAUGGGUAUGCGGUUGGUAAUGCAUAUUAUGGGAUGGGAGAAGGACCUAUCUGGAUCAGCCACCUACGGUGUGACGGUACCGAGGAAAAUCUACAUACCUGCCCACACCAGGGCUUCAGUGAGGAUGUUGUCACUUCUACAUCUGAUUGGAAAACUUGCAGCUCACACAAAGAUGAUGCAUCAGUAUUCUGUGUAGAUAAAAUUCGUUUGAAUCUAGGAGCCAAUGCUACUAUGGGAGCAGUACAGAUAUACAGAGAUAAGAAAUGGCUCCAUAUUUGUGACGACACAUUUGACAAUGAUGAUGCCCAGGUUGUGUGUAGGACAUUAGGAUAUCGGGACGGAGUCUCUGUACCUGGAUCAUCAUUCGGAAAUGUGUCUGAUCCCAUCGGAAUCUCCAAUGUUAACUGUGGGGGCCGUGAAGGAAGUUUCUUUGACUGUAGUUUCAUUCCAACCAAGCGCUGUCAGAAGAAAACUUAUGCAUCUGUUUACUGUAGCAACCAGUCCAUUGUUAACACAGAUUUUGAAGUGAAGAUAGCCUCUGACCAUGAUCACAGUAUUCAACAUGGAGAAAUUUUGGUUAAACUGAAAGGAAUUUGGGGCAGUGUAUGUCUGAAAGACUUCGACGAAAGGGAGGCAACCAUGGUUUGUAAAAAACUAGGCUACAAAGGCGGCCAACCUUACCUUGCCAAAGCCAGUAAAACAAAAUACCCAAUACUUAUGAGUAAACUGAAGUGCAUUGGUAACGAGGCGAGUCUGGACAAAUGUGACUUUUUAAGAGUGGGACAGAAAGAGAGCUGUGACUAUUACAGUAACAAAGCUGGGGUGCUGUGUUACAAAGCAGAGACAGGAAUCCAGUACCGCCUGAAUGGUGGCAAGGACCCAAGUCAAGGACGCGUGGAAAUACAGUACGAGGGGAAUUGGGGCGGUGUAUGUAACUUCCUGUGGGACACACAUGACGCCAACGUCCUGUGUCGUAGUAUGUCAUACCGUAGUGGCAUAGAAGUGGCUGGUGGUCGCUACGGCCGCAGCGAAGGACCAGUCUGGUUUACACGAGUGUCUUGUACUGGCAAAGAGGACAGUCUCUUCACUUGCAGUCAUUCUGGAUUCAACGUCUCUGGAAAGACAGAGAGCACAUACGAACGACUCUGUCGGCGUAGAGCACACGACGCAGCUGCUCAGUGCUACAACAAGGAUAUAGAUGUGACGGGGAUACGACUGGCUGAUGGAGGGGAUAAUUAUGGACGUGUUGAAGUAUACCUUACUGGACCUGAACAGUGGGGCACAGUGUGUGACGAUUACUUUGAUGAUAAAGAUGCCACUGUCAUAUGUCGUCAACUUGGAUUUGCCCAAGGAUAUGCCAAGAAAAUGGCAAACUUUGGUCGUGGUGAUGGACCCAUUUGGAUGGACAACCUUGGUUGUUUUGGAAAUGAAACUAAAAUCACAGACUGCAAACAUAAUGGAUUUAAUGUUGAGAACUGUAAUCAUGCAGAGGAUGCUAGUGUUAUUUGUAACGGUUCUGUGACGAGUAAGCCACUUGUUUCCGUACUCUCCUCGGACGAGAACCUGGCUUUAGCCAUAACAAUACCUGUCAUUGUCUUACUCCUUCUGUUUGUGGCGGGCCUGGGCUUCUUCUUCUAUAGACAAGUCCAGCCUCGCGGGGAAAUCAAGAAAGUUCUUGUAGACAAUGAAACAAUGGAGCCUGGAUCGCAGGCAGCAGCAAGUUCAUCAGCAUCAGCAUCGGGGGAAGGACAGGUGACAUUUUCAAAACUAAAAGCCCGUUUUACAAAAGCUAAGCCAUCAAUACAAAAUGGCAGUAAGGAGGCUAGUGCAACCCCUGUCAAGGGUAUGAGUAAUCCAAACUAUGACAAUAUGCCAGAUUAUGCCAACAUGGGUGACAUUUCUAUAGAGCACCAAGGAGGUGGGGAGUCGGUGAUGUAGGCCCAACAACAACAUAUAUAUUACAUAUCCUUAGCCCGCCAUGUCCAGCAGAUACCUCGGUCCGUGAUAGUCAGUGGUCACUGAAACAGCCAUUGAUCAAGGUUCCUGCAAAGGUCACCGUUCAAAGGGUCUACGACUGUAGGCCCAGUCCAAAGCUGCCUUUAUAUUACCAACAAGCUAUGCUUGCUGUGCUUGUUCAAUUACAUUAAUUUGAAGGAGUAAUGAGAAGUAUAUUAUAUUUUUAUAUCUUGAAAGAAAACUUUAUUUUUCAUCAAUUUGAUAGAUAACUAUUCAGUGUAUAUUAAAGUGUCAGUUUAUAAGGCUGCAAUAUGUGUCAAUGCUGUGAAAGUUGAAUCAUUUAUUGUAUGGAUCAUUAUAGCAGUAACAACUACUGAUAGAUGCUCUGUGACAUGACUCACCUGUCCAUUAAGAUAUAAUACCUGUAGUCGCUUCGAAGGAUUUAGGGUUACUAUGUUGGAGUUUUGAUGGGGCUAUAGUAAUGUUAUUUGGUCAGGAUUUGGAAGGUUUGAAGGGCCAUCAUUCUGUUCAAAUGAAAUAUCUUAUCCCACAAUUCUACAAAUCCCUACAUUCCAUUUUCAGAAGAAUAAUAGACAGGUAUGGGCCUUCUUUUGAAGAACUUACAAUAUUGAACGUGUCCAGUCUUGGAAUGCUUCAUAAAAUGAGGAUCCAAGAUUUCAUACAAAUUGUGCUACUAAUUCUUUUACACAUACUCCUCCUCCUUCCAACCAAUGACUUGGGGGAGGGAAUGAUAAUUCUGUUCAUGUAUAGAUUACACAGUGUGAAAGGUUUAAAUGUUCAAUAUUUUCAACAUGCUUGAUUUCUAUUUUCACACAGGUGUUGAUAGUUAUGUGGUAUAUAACUUGGAGUGAAAGAUGAAUGAUGAACGAUUAUGAAUGAAUUUCUGUCAUUAGGAUUAAAUGUACAUAAAUUGUGGUAAAAAAAUAUAAAGAGCUUUUUAUACUAUACUUCUGUGAUAUUGUUGGAAGUUCAGGUUUUAAUCCAACCAUAGAGUAGAAUGGCUCCAUACAUUUCCAUUCUGUUUAAUUACUUUAUUGCAGCAUUGGUUAUUGUUUCUGAAUAUUCCGUUCACUUUUUUCCUGGUAACUAACAAAAGACCAUUUCUUCUUUUUUUAUAAAAAAAAAUAUAUGUUCAUGUAAUAAUACUUGCAAGAAAUGUUCUCAGCUUGAAUCAUUUAUGUGCCUACAAAAUGUGAUGGUGUAGUAAAGCUGGUGCUUACCCUAAUACUGUGAUCAGUAGCUUUGAUUCAGUUAUCAGGCCUCGGACUUGCAGAGAUCCAAGAAAUUUCCAAGCUUAACAUGAAAUUAUUCUGUUCACACCAAAACUAACUUUGCAUUUAUGUAUAAUUUGUGAUAUUUUCUGCAGAUUAAAUUUUUUUUGAGUUGCACACAGUGAAUUUCAAUAUCAGCCAUGAAAGGUCAGUUUUCCUAAAUAAGUAUAUUGUAUAUGCCAAACUAUGCACCACUGAUAUUUACCUCUGCAGUGAGAACACUGGUAUGUUUAUUACACUAAGUGUUACACCGUAAAUACCCAGUGUUAGUGUAUACAAGUCAGUGAAUUUACAAGUCAAGACAAUUGCAAAUUGACCAACACAUCUGAACAAAUAUAGCAGAGUUGUAAUUGUUCAUUUUAGAAUGCUGAUGAAAAGUUAGCUUUUGCUUUAGUUGCAGGUACAGAAUACAACGCUAUAUAUAAACUUUUUGAGUUAGGCCUUCCAAAAUGAUUGUUAAUAGCUUAAAUGUAUUUAACAAUUUUAAGGAAGUUGAUAUAGAAUUACUAUGAUCUUUGACAUAUCAAGUUAGACAGAAUGUGUAAACUAAUGUCUAUUAUAACAUUUAGAUUCUGCAGCUAGAUGUGAGUUUAGAAAAUGACUAAUGCUUUGAUAAUGCAUGGAAUGUCCAAAAUAUUAUCCUGUCUCUUGAGUAAUUGGUUAGCUGCUAAAUUCAAUACUCUGUGUUGAUAUAACAUUUGAUGCACUUACUGUUAUGUCUCUUUUGCUUUACAGUUUACAAUAAAUUUCAAUUCAAAUUUGUUAUUUUUGAUUAAUUUCAAAACUGAAUUUUUGCAAUUAAAUUGAUUUUUCUUUAUUCAAAAACAAGUUAGUAGGUCAAUGAACUAAAGAUAUGAAAGGCAUAAAAUAGUAGUUACAUGAAAUGGAGACAUCCAGACUUGCUUAUGGGAGAUGAAAUAAAGGAGGUGUCAAAAGAUACUUUUGUGGGGGCAAAGCUCAUAGACAAUUUAUGCAUUCUUUUAACAUGCACUUGACACAACGAAACAUUCCUUCAUUAAAUGUGUAUGUUUUAUAUCAUAAUAAAUACUUGAAUACAUUUCCAAAUGUU
Molecule: messenger RNA, 11726 nt
Organism: Pecten maximus
Lineage: Eukaryota; Metazoa; Mollusca; Bivalvia; Pectinida; Pectinidae
Product: scavenger receptor cysteine-rich type 1 protein M160-like
Exons: 33
Coding region: 366-9347 (2993 amino acids)
Cellular component (GO): membrane
Source: RefSeq, a predicted model, not a curated record